Molecule: messenger RNA, 1515 nt
Organism: Striga asiatica
Lineage: Eukaryota; Viridiplantae; Streptophyta; Magnoliopsida; Lamiales; Orobanchaceae
Source: the annotation of a GenBank genome assembly
AUGAAACAAAAUUUGGAGAUAGAUGGCUUGUUUCAGACCCUUUUGGAUGUGGAAGUCUCUCUGCAUCUCUCAAACAGGUUUUGUAUUGAAAUCGAGUACAACUUCAAGGUCAGCCUGAUAAAUUCUGGUGUAUCUUUGUCUAUCCCAGCUCUUGCCGAAGAACUAGAGAAGCUCAGUGGCAAUACCUUAUUCAGGCAAAAACUGGAAGGACAAGAAAUCCCCAUGGAGGGUCACCCUUUUACCUGGGGUAACAACAGACUAGAUCAUCAUCUUCUUGUGCUGAAAACUGGUAGCCCACAGCCUUUUAAGAAGAAAUUAUUUUCUUUUGAUAAACGAUGGCUGAAACAACCUGGGGUUAGAGAGGAAGUACCAAAGGUUUGGAACUUGCCUGUUCAAGGAAAUUGGUAUCAGUGGAAGCUUUUGAAACAGCAAUUGGAUGAAGCUUACAAGCGAAAGUUCAAUGCCAUUACCAGACUUGUCAAAGAUGAUCACACAUUUUGCGAAUCCAAAGAGGAAUUAACUGAUUGCCUGGCUGAUUUUUAUCAUCAUCUAUUCACUUCAGAAGGAUCAACAGAUGAAGGACACCUGCUCGAUUUCAUCCCCUCAACAAUCACUGCUGAUCAUAACAGGAAUCUAGUGGCAAAAGUGACUGAAGACGAAGAUGGGAUGGUCAGAAUCCAAAUGGCUUUAAAACUCGACAUGACCAAAGCAUUUGACCAGAUUGAGUGGAGCAGCAUUAGGAAGAUAAUGGAUAAAAUGGUUUUGAUAGCAUUUUCAUUAACUGGCCACUUGUUCUUUGCCGACGAUUCAUUACUAUUUUGUCAAGCAUCUGUGGAAUCUGCACUCCUCAUUUUGGACAUGCUUAGCAAAUACAAAAUUUGUUCUACACUGAAUGGAAUUUCCCGGCACACCUCCUCCAAAUAUCUGGGUCUACCCCUUGGCAUCGGGAAAUCCAAAAAACAAACUUUCAGCUAUGUUGUUGAGGCAGUGAAGGGCAGACUUUGCAAUUGGAAAAAGCAUUUUUUAUCUGGAGCGGGCAAAGAAGUCUUAGUCAAAUCUGUUCUUUGCGCACUUCCUGUUUUAACCAUGUCAUGUUUUUUCUUAUCAGUAGGCAUCUGCAAGGAGCUCUCUCAAUUGUUUUCUCAUUUCUGGUGGAAAUUUACUGGCAGCUCAUCCUCGGGGAUCCACUGGAAAGCUUGGCACCUGCUCACACUUCCAAAAGCUGCAGGAGCACUUAUCCUCAAACAAAUUUGGCGAUGUUAUAAUGGAAUUCUCCCGGUGGCUGAAAUUUUGAUCAAGCGAGGUGUUAAAGUAGACCCUAUAUAUAUGGCUUGUGGAGAAAAGUUGGAAACUGCCGAGAAGGUUCGAAACCUAUGGAUCUUCCAAAAAAUUUGGAUUCCAGAGCAGCUCAUUGUCGAGAAGGCGGGGUUAGCGGCUGUUAGUUUGGCACUGAGUCAUGCUGGUUUUCUUAGAUUUUUUGUAUCUAGGCUGCAUUUGCUGUCCUCUGAACCAUAG